This is a messenger RNA of Batrachochytrium dendrobatidis JAM81, 7014 nucleotides long. RefSeq lists its product as uncharacterized. The coding region runs from base 1 to 7014 and encodes 2337 amino acids. Gene Ontology annotation, biological process: double-strand break repair via homologous recombination; regulation of DNA-templated transcription. Lineage: Eukaryota; Fungi; Chytridiomycota; Chytridiomycetes; Rhizophydiales. The transcript has 8 exons. The record is from RefSeq and is a predicted model, not a curated record.
AUGACUGGGAAUGUUCCAGGUGGAUCGUUAAAAAAGUCUUUUAAAAGAUUCGUUUCAGAGGAGAAUACUACUGGAAACAACUUUCAUUCAUGCAGAACUACUGCAGCCAAUACUAAUCAACAGUCAUUGAAGCGAAGUGUCUUGCAGUUGAUUCCAUCCAAUUCACAGCAUAAUACUAUAUCCCUGCUAAAUGAUCCAUCAACUAUUAUCAACAAACAGACUCCUAGCCACAUAUCUGACUGUUCCGCCAGAAAUAUAUGCACAGAUGCUACUACACCAUCCAAUGCUCACCGACCUUUAGCAAAGAUUGGUCUUUCUCGGCCCCAUAUGGCAACUCCUCCAUCUGCGCAUCCCCGACUUGAACAAACAUGUCGAACCCCUAGUUGGCCUCCAAGAACUACAGCAUCGGCUGGAUCUGCAUUGUCCGAGUUCAAACAACCAAUGGGGUCUGCUUCAAAACUUGAAUCUAGUCGAACUGGAUUGCAUAAUCCAUUAGAGCCUUGGAUCAGACAGCAAGAUCCGUUCAGUACUCCACAGCAAGGACUGUCCAAGUCAGAGUUUGAAACAGUUUCUUUGUCUUCAAACGAUUCUGUUAUUCACGACGCUACAAUUUUUGAUGGUAAAUCCAUGUCAGUUGGCAGUGCUAGGGAAAUGUCGCCUUGGAUCCAUACUCCAACUAGUAGACUUGCAGAACCUUUUCAACGCAGCCGAUCGCCAUUGGCAGUACACAAUCCUGCACUUUUUCCAAAAAUCCAUUCUUCUGCUGCAAUCAAUCUUUCGACUGCUUCUGUUGCUAUCGAGGAAUCUACUAUUCCUCUUACUCCAAAUACUAAAAAAAAUGACCCAACUUUUCGGCAUCUGGCAUGGUCACCAUCUCUUGAGACUCCAACUCAUAUAUCAUCUACUAAUGCCAAUAUUAUGAGCGAACUGCGUAAAACUAAUGUGUCUGUCAGUUUCAACUCUCCCUCAUAUGAAUUUUCUGGAUCGAAAUCUCGACUGACCGAACCUCCCAAUAUGCUGUUUUUGAAAUCUUCAAAUGAAAGCAAUGAUGGCGACUUACAAGCAACAGCUGCACCAAUCAACACCAUCAUGGAUAAAUCUAAAUCUGUACAGUCCACAUAUAAACUAAUUAAAUCUCCUAGUCGGAACCAGUCUACUGUAAUGGAUGGUCAGUUAUCUACAAUUGAUUUGUUCAUGGAUCGUAUUCAUACACAAGAUUCGCGUGAAUUGGAAACAGAAAGGCCGUUUGAGCAUCAUAGAGCAUUCACACAGCAUCCAUUAGAAAAUCGAAAAUAUUUUCCUAAUAGCACUGAAGAUGCUUUACCCACAUCAAGCCAGUUUAACGCCAAGCUACUGAAAUCAGAUACGCGUAAAUUAUUACUGCAAAAUACCCCAAAAAAUGACCCAGAUUGGCUGAUAUCCAGGAACAGAGCUUCAAACAGACAUCAUACAGCACCUACGCCUGUAGUUGGACGUAGAUAUAGUCGUAUAAAAGAUUAUCACAAACAUUAUGCAGAGUCUAUAAACAGCAACAAUCGUCCACCCAUGACAGAUGCAUGGAUGUUCCACAAAACACCAGUGAUGCGAUCUGAGAAACGUAACCGCACAUUCUUUUCCACAACAAAUGAUAUUCCCGUGUGUGAUCUUUCUAAUGCUUUCGACAAACAGUUUACUGACAAGAGGGUUCAUCAACAGAUGAUAUCUGAAAAUAGUGAACUGGAUGCAAUGAUUGAAACCGAUUCCGACUACCAGGAUUUGGACACGGAAUUUUUAUUUAAUGACCACUUGCACAAGACUACUUGUUUUGAUUUAAACACAGGUGAUGUUGAUUCACGUGCGAGAUUCAAGUCUGUUACGUCGCUCACUCAUACCCAUGAAAAUAUCAUGAUUGCAGAAGACAUAUCUCUAGUUAAGCCAGUAGCACAAAGAUGCUUACAUGUACCAUUGGCUGAUUUUGACGAAAGAAAAAGUAAAAUUCAAUCACCAAGUAUGAAGUGUGCUGUACCAAAAUUACCGCUUUCUGAUUCGAAAGAAACAAUCUUGUCAAUAGAAAAGAGCGUACAACGCAGCAGUACACCAGAACAAGAAUUUUCAUGCUCGUCAUUGCUACAUCCACUUUCACGGGAAGUACCGUCGCCAGAUAUCAUAUCACAGUCUGAUGUUAAUAUACAAGCGGAGCCAUUUUCAUUUUAUCAACAGAACUCGGGGUUUAAACAGUCGCCUUGUCGAUCCAGAUCUACAUUAUUGGCUCAAAAAAAUGAGUUUGAAACAGUUGCAGAGUAUUCUGAAUCACCCAAUGCUGCUGUUUCUUCCUCUGAAAUUUGUGGUGCUCAUACCCCAACUCCAAGUGCUCAAAAUAGACAAUCUUUCAGUAAGCUCGCCGUUUCUCCCGUGGCAUUUACUUUGGAAAAGUCUUCUAGGCAGCUGUGUGAUACCACGACAAGUUCUGAUACAAUACAUUCUACUGAUUUGGAUCCAGCAUUGAGUACUGGUAAUGGAUCUAAAGAUAGUGACCAUAAUACAACUUUAGUAGAUAAGCCGCUUUUAAGCAAUACUUUGGAUACAUCACAAGCUGAAAAUUUGACUUCAACUCAACGUGUUGCUUUACCAUCUUUGCAAAAUCUUUCCUCACCAAUUGCACUGCACUGUUUAAUGGAUAAUUCUGUAUCCAUUUUAGCUGAAUCAGGAGAUACAGUCGAAUCUCAGAGUGAUUCCACCAGGUUUUUAGUAGAUUUCGCAAGUACUAAACCGCUGGAAAUUGAUCAUGAAAUCAAAAAUAGGAUUGAAUGCGAUGCAGCGCCUUUUUUAAACGGAUCCCAUGCUGACCUUACUAGCGAAUCUGAUUCGAUACAAAAUAUUCAAGUGGAUCAUAAUUAUAUGACGGGAGAUACUGUUGCGAAUGAGUGCACCAAAGUGGACACAUUGCAUAGUAACGAUCACCUAAUGUCCACUGUACCAUUUUCAGAAACGGCAUUCACUGAUGUCGAAAUUAGCCAAAUCCCGGUUUCUAGUUUCGAUCAAGAGCACGAUAAAAACGUUUCGAUUGUCACUCAGUGUGCCAAGAGUCAAGUAGAAAACUCCUCCAAUAUACAGCAAGAGAUUAUAACAGAUGAUGGUAAAGACGAGACGGAUGACCAGAUGAAUGCAUCUCAAACUACGUUUACCCAAUUUGAAGAUCUCAUUUCCACUCAGUUACUCAACACGAUUCAAAUUGACAAAAUUGAGAUCCCAGCUUCUUUAGCGAUAGAUGAGCCGCUAUUUAUUAUACCAACUCAACUUAAAUCAUGUUCCUCGGAUUCAGGUGACUCUGUCAGUAUCAGACAUAUCAGUAAUGCCAGCAUAGAUGUGACAGAAAAAGAUAACGCUGAUGCUAUGGAUGAUCAGCUCCUGAGUACACAAAUUCUUGCCAAUAUUCCUCUUAAUACUUAUACGUGUGAUUCGAUUAAAAAUCAGCAUUUGGAUGCAUCCUUUCAAGCAGAUCAGGAUUCAAAGGCUUCAAUUGAUAGUUUUUCCAAGGAUGUCGAUUGGUCAUUGGAUGAAUUUUCGCAGGAUGUGUGUCCAACUCAGGAUAUGAUUCGUGCAGCUGAUCUUGCUAUUCAAGCCCAUGAGUACGAAACUUUACAGCAACACAAGUCAAAAGCAGAUUCUAGUUUCAAUUCUGAUGCACCUUUAACAACGGAGCAAGAUACAUCAAUAGAAGUAAAUGUGAUACCUCAGCCGCAUUCAAGUGAACCACAAAAGUUUGAAAAUUUUGUUACUCAUAGACUGGCAAUUCAAAAUAGCAGCCGCGACUUGGAUCACAUCAAAGAUAUAUCCUCAAAAUAUACUCAGCACGAGCAGAAACUUGAUCAAAACAAAUCUAAUACUAAGAUUGAUUUGAACUCUAGCUAUAAGUUUGCAUCAGGAAAGCAAGCGCAUGUCAGCACAAAAUCUCAAACUAUUGGACAGGCUUUGCUUUUGGAGGAAAGUGGUAUUUCGCAAAAGUGUACAAGACUUUUGAGGGACAAUAUUGAUGUGUCAGUUACGGUGCCUGGAACCAUGCGGCCAUUGAUUUUGCGAGAUGUAGCAAGCCAAUACACUACUAAAGGUUGUGCAUUAAAUGGUAAUCCAAAAAUGGGAAUAUCUAAAGUUGCUGGAGAUCCUAGUGUUACUACUGCGUCUGAAAUCAAGCCUGUUUCCUUUUUACAUGUAUCUGACCAAAACAGCAGUGUUUCUUUUGAAGACGAAAUGCCCAUGACUAUCGAUAGUACGCCAUUUUGCUUUACUGAGCCAAUCCAAUUUGGCUUGUCUACUGAACCAAUUUCAUGUAACGAAUCAGCUCAAUCCAUUUCUGCAACACCGAAAAAUAACUCUCAAAUCAAAAUGGCGGGGUUUACCACUGGAUCGGGUAAACCUUUGGCAAAAUUAUCCAACAAAGCACUUGAACGUGCAAAUCUCAUCAUGGGUUCUGUUAAGCUAAAUUUGUCCGAUACAUUUGAUAAAACUAUGCCCCAUACAUCCAGAUACAUAAAGCCACUAGACUAUACUUCCGACAAAAGCGCUUUUAGAUCCACUUUACCAUUAUCUGAAUCUCAGUUUACGUCAGGGAAAAAACUGGACACAUCACUACAUGAAGUGUUUCAACACACCAGUGAAAUUACGGAUUCUGAAGAUCCAAAUUCUACUACUUUGCAUGUUAAUAACAAUACUUCUAGCCCUUUGUCUGAUAAUCCUAUGUUGAGCGAGACUACUUCCAAAACUGCUUUAAAUUUUAUGGGAUCCCAGUCUGCACCUGGAGAACAAUUAGAUGCGCCAUCAGUCCAAGCCCGUCGCCGAUCAGCGCGAUUGUUUGCAGAUUUGAACAUGACGAAUGACUUGCCACAUAAAGAUAUAACUAGUACUGGCAAUAACUUUUUACACGAUGACGAAGUCAGAUUGCAAACUCCAGAUGACUCGUAUAAAUCAAGUCCGGCACAUAUUAAAAAAACACUGGCGUCAGAAAACAUGUCACAUUGGAGUACGCCGAAACGUCCGGCUUUAGGGAAUAGGCAUACUGUGUCGCUGUCAAGUCUUGGACGCCGUAUCUCUACUCAAGUGCAUCCGUCCCCUAAAAUCGCUGCAACCAAUUCUACAUCAUCGCCAAUGUUAAACAAUCCUUUCAAGAUGCCCAUUAUAAAAACUCCGCUAUCAAGUAAAAUGCUUCAUCCAAAUGUAAAAGCAGUUUCGGCAAAACGGUAUAGUCAUGGUACUACUUUUGAGUCUAGCCAGCUUUCAACUGCUCAAUCAAAACCGCCAUUUGAGCUAUACGAUCUUUCCGUUCACAAUGUUUCACGUCCUUCGCUAAAAUCGUUUUCUAAGCUACAGUGGCCACUAGUUUCGGAUUUGCAACUUAUUGGAGUAUCACAGGAAGUAAUUACCCUCACUCUUAAAUCUGCAUCAAAUUAUACAUUUGACUUUCAAGGACAUUCAGCAGCGCGAUCAAGCAUUAUUGCCGCUGGUGCAAAUCAAAAACUAGCUAAUGAAGCAUGGGUUCAGAAUCACUAUAGUUUAAUUUUAUGGAAACUUGCCAGCCUUGUUCGACGAUUUCCAUUCGAGUAUCGAACCUAUUGGUCGUUUGACACUGUUGUUCAGCAGCUCAAGUAUCGAUAUGAAAUGGAGAUCAACAAAGUUCGAAGUUCGGUAAUCAAACAAAUUACUGAGCAGGAUAAUGUUCCUGGAUGGCAUAUGAUUCUGUGCGUUUCCGAAAUUUUUACUGACGGUUUGAUUGAGUUGACUGAUGGAUGGUACUGUAUUUGUGCCGUGCUUGAUGAUCGCCUUCGGUUUCUUACUUCUCGCGGGUAUAUCAAAGUGGGUCAAAAACUACAUAUUGAUGGUGCACAACUCGAGGGCCCUUUACCCACAACUCCACUUGAAAUGACUGCUGAGACUCGGCUUCGACUUCACGCAAAUGGUGUUCAACGAGCAAAGUGGUAUGAUAAGCUUGGGUAUGCGCUUCCACCUCACAUUACUCGUGGGAUUAAAGGUCUUGUGCAUAAUGGUGGUAGCAUUGGCUGUCUUGAUGUAGUUGUGAUUCGUCAGUACCCGAUUGUAUAUAAGGAGCGAUUGCCAAAUAUGUCGUAUAUCUAUCGAAGUGAGCGAGAAGAGAAUAAGGUCGCCGAUAGCUGGGAGCGUCGUGGGCAAGCCGUGCUUCAAAUGGUGCAACAGGAGUGCUUUAGUGAGUGCGGCAAGGAAUCUGAAAAAUAUGCUCGAGACGAAAAAGAAUUUCAAGACUUGGUGAUGGAUCUUUUUCAGGAGCGACAUCCGGCUCGAAUAGUGGUUCCCAUACUGCAAGUUCUUGUAUGCGAUUAUCCACCAGCUGGUGUGAUGAAGAGCAAUACCCGGACAGCUAUAUUAACCAUUCCAUGCAAAGAGUUUACUGAGUCUUCAAAGUUUAGUGAAGGCAUGCGAGUUAAGGCGUUUAAAGUAGGAUGUACAUCUAGGGACAAAUCUGAUCGGUUGAAACUAUCAAUCACCCAAUUUUCGUCAUUCUACAGUUUACCUAUAGAUCCAGCACGAUUAGCUCAAACGCAUUAUACUCCACGACAAUUGGUGCAAGCAGAUCAGCUCCAUGGAAUUCCUAUAAAUGGGGAGCUUGAUAUGAUUACAGUAGUUUGCCUUCAUAUUGACUGGAAACAGCAGCAUAUUAAUGGCAGUAGCGCCGAUCAUCAGUCGCAACGGACAAAACAUACGUUUUUAUGCUGCGAUACGAGCCAACAUCUGUUUGUGGUGGAUAUGGAGAGCAUAACCAAUUUCAAGUUAAAUGAGGAGUUUGCCGUGGUAUGGAUGAAGAAUCUAGAGAUGGCAGGGUUUGACACCUCGUUACAGAUGAACCGACUGCGGGCAACCAUAUAUUCGGAAUUCAAAUUGACAGGAGCACUCCAGCCAUUUGGACAUCAACCACGAACUGACUUGGUGGCAUGGCGAGACAGAUGUUGGUCUACAUUGUGCCAGAUUCGAGACUCGCAUGCAUCGCUUGGCAUGACUAUUGCUCAGUAA